UUGCCAAAGAGAGAGAGAGAGUGGAGAACCGGAGAGCAUUCAUGAAACUGCGGAGGCAGCAGCAGAUUGAGCGCGAGCUGAAUGGGUACCGCGCCUGGAUAGACAAAGCAGAGGAAGUCAUGCUCGCUGAAGAAAAUAAAAAUGCCGGGACGUCAGCCUUAGAAGUGCUUCGAAGGGCAACCAUCAAACGGAGCCGGACGGAGGCCAUGACUCGAGACUCCAGUGAUGAGCACUGUGUUGACAUCUCCUCUGUGGGCACACCUCUUGCCAGAGCCAGCAUCAAAAGUGCAAAGGUCAAUGGGGCCUCCUAUUUCCGGCACAAAGAAAGGCUUCUGCGCAUCUCUAUCCGCCACAUGGUUAAAUCCCAGGUGUUUUACUGGAUUGUGUUGAGCCUUGUGGCUCUCAACACUGCCUGCGUGGCCAUCGUCCAUCACAACCAGCCCCAGUGGCUCACCCAUCUCCUCUACUAUGCAGAAUUUUUGUUUCUGGGACUGUUCCUCUUGGAGAUGUCCCUGAAGAUGUAUGGCAUGGGGCCUCGACUUUAUUUUCACUCUUCAUUCAACUGUUUUGAUUUUGGGGUCACAGUGGGCAGUAUCUUUGAAGUGGUCUGGGCAAUCUUCAGACCUGGUACAUCUUUUGGAAUCAGUGUCUUGCGAGCUCUCCGGCUUCUAAGAAUAUUUAAAAUAACCAAGUAUUGGGCAUCUCUGCGAAAUUUGGUGGUCUCCUUGAUGAGUUCUAUGAAGUCUAUCAUCAGUUUACUCUUCCUCCUCUUCCUCUUCAUCGUUGUCUUUGCUCUCCUAGGAAUGCAGCUGUUUGGAGGCAGGUUUAACUUUAAUGAUGGGACUCCUUCGGCAAACUUUGACACCUUCCCUGCAGCCAUCAUGACUGUAUUCCAGAUCCUAACAGGGGAGGACUGGAAUGAGGUGAUGUACAAUGGGAUCCGUUCCCAGGGUGGGGUCAGCUCAGGCAUGUGGUCAGCUAUCUAUUUCAUUGUGCUCACCUUGUUUGGAAACUACACACUGCUGAAUGUGUUCUUGGCCAUUGCUGUGGACAAUCUGGCCAAUGCCCAAGAGCUGACCAAGGAUGAGCAAGAAGAAGAGGAGGCUUUCAACCAGAAACAUGCAUUGCAGAAGGCCAAGGAGGUCAGCCCGAUGUCUGCACCCAACAUGCCCUCUAUCGAAAGAGACAGAAGGAGAAGACACCACAUGUCGAUGUGGGAGCCACGCAGCAGCCACCUGAACGCUUUGGGAACAAACAAGGGGCGAGACAUCAAGACCAUCAAAUCUCUGAGGGUCCUCCGAGUUCUUAGGCCGCUGAAGACCAUCAAGCGCUUGCCCAAGCUCAAGGCUGUCUUCGACUGUGUGGUGACCUCCUUGAAGAACGUCUUCAACAUCCUCAUUGUCUACAAGCUCUUCAUGUUCAUCUUUGCUGUCAUUGCAGUCCAGCUCUUCAAGGGAAAAUUCUUUUAUUGCACAGACAGUUCCAAAGACACAGAGAAGGAGUGCAUAGGCAACUAUGUAGAUCAUGAAAAAAACAAGAUGGAGGUGAAAGGCCGGGAAUGGAAGCGCCAUGAAUUCCACUAUGACAACAUUAUCUGGGCCCUGCUGACCCUCUUCACCGUCUCCACAGGGGAAGGAUGGCCUCAAGUCUUACAGCAUUCUGUUGAUGUGACAGAGGAAGACCGAGGACCAAGCCGCAGCAACCGCAUGGAGAUGUCCAUCUUUUAUGUGGUCUACUUUGUGGUCUUCCCUUUCUUCUUUGUCAAUAUCUUUGUGGCUCUCAUCAUCAUCACCUUCCAGGAGCAAGGGGACAAGAUGAUGGAGGAGUGCAGCCUGGAGAAGAACGAGAGGGCGUGCAUCGAUUUCGCCAUCAGCGCCAAACCUCUCACCCGCUACAUGCCGCAGAACAGACACACUUUCCAGUACCGCGUGUGGCACUUCGUGGUGUCCCCGUCCUUCGAGUACACCAUCAUGGCCAUGAUCGCCUUGAACACUGUCGUGCUGAUGAUGAAGUACUACUCUGCUCCCUGUACCUAUGAACUGGCCCUGAAGUACCUGAAUAUUGCCUUCACCAUGGUGUUCUCCCUGGAAUGUGUCCUAAAGAUCAUCGCGUUCGGCUUCCUGAACUAUUUUCGAGACACCUGGAAUAUCUUUGACUUCAUCACGGUGAUUGGCAGUAUCACAGAAAUCAUUCUGACAGACAGUAAGCUGGUGAACACCAGUGGCUUCAACAUGAGCUUUCUGAAGCUCUUCCGAGCCGCCCGCCUCAUCAAGCUUCUCCGGCAGGGCUACACCAUCCGUAUUUUACUUUGGACCUUUGUGCAGUCCUUUAAGGCCCUCCCUUAUGUCUGCCUUUUGAUUGCCAUGCUUUUCUUCAUCUAUGCCAUCAUUGGGAUGCAGGUAUUUGGAAACAUAAAAUUAGAUGAGGAGAGUCACAUCAACCGGCACAACAACUUCCGGAGUUUCUUUGGGUCCCUCAUGUUACUCUUCAGGAGUGCCACAGGUGAGGCCUGGCAGGAGAUAAUGCUGUCGUGCCUUGGGGAGAAAGGCUGCGAGCCCGACACCACUGCACCUUCGGGGCAGAACGAGAAUGAGCGCUGUGGCACAGAUCUGGCCUACGUUUACUUUGUCUCCUUCAUCUUCUUCUGCUCCUUCUUGAUGCUCAACCUGUUCGUGGCCGUCAUCAUGGACAACUUUGAGUACCUGACUCGGGACUCCUCCAUCUUAGGGCCUCACCACUUGGACGAGUUUGUCCGCGUCUGGGCAGAAUAUGACAGAGCUGCAUGCGGCAGGAUCCCGUAUAAGGAUAUGUACAAAUUAGUGCGGGUGAUCUCACCGCCUCUGGGCCUGGGAAAGAACUGCCCCUACAGGGUGGCUUGCAAGAGGUUGGUCCUGAUGAAUAUGCCAGUAGCUGAGGACAUGACAGUCCACUUCACCUCCACACUUAUGGCUCUGAUCCGGACAGCUCUGGACAUCAAAAUCGCCAAAGGUGGUGCAGACAGGCAGCAGCUAGACUCGGAGCUGCAAAAGGAGACCCUGGCCAUCUGGCCUCACCUGUCCCAGAAGAUGCUAGAUCUGCUUGUGCCCAUGCCCAAAGCCUCUGACCUGACUGUGGGCAAAAUCUAUGCAGCAAUGAUGAUCAUGGACUACUAUAAACAGAGUAAGGUGAAGAAGCAGAGGCAGCAGCUAGAGGAACAGAAAAAUGCACCCAUGUUCCAGCGCAUGGAGCCCUCAUCUCUGCCUCAGGAGAUCAUUGCCAAUGCCAAAGCCCUGCCCUAUCUCCAGCAGGACCCUGUUUCAGGCCUGAGUGGCCGUAGCGGGUACCCUUCGAUGAGUCCGCUCUCCCCCCAGGAAAUAUUCCAGUUGGCUUGUAUGGACCCAGCCGAUGGACAAUUCCAGGAACAGCAGUCUCUGGAGCCAGAGGUUAGUGAAUUAAAAAGCGUGCAGUCCUCUAACCAUGGCAUCUACCUUCCUUCGGACACCCAGGAGCAUACGGGAUCGGGGAGGGCAUCCUCUAUGCCACGCCUGACUAUGGAUCCCCAGGUGGUGACAGAUCCCAGCUCCAUGAGACGUUCAUUUUCCACGAUUCGGGAUAAGCGUUCAAAUUCCUCAUGGUUAGAGGAAUUCUCCAUGGAGAGAAGCAGUGAAAACACCUACAAGUCACGUCGUCGGAGUUACCACUCCUCACUGAGACUGUCAGCUCAUCGCCUGAAUUCUGACUCAGGCCACAAGUCUGACACCCACCGCUCAGGGGGCAGAGAGCGGGGACGGUCGAAAGAGCGAAAGCAUCUUCUCUCUCCCGAUGUCUCCCGCUGCAACUCAGAGGAGCGAGGGACCCAGGCCGACUGGGAGUCCCCGGAGCGCCAGCAGUCCAGGUCUCCCAGUGAGGGCCGGUCACAGACCCCCAACAGACAGGGCACAGGUUCCCUGAGUGAAAGCUCCAUCCCCUCCAUCUCUGACACCAGCACCCCAAGACGAAGUCGCCGGCAGCUCCCACCUGUUCCCCCAAAGCCGCGGCCCCUCCUUUCCUACAGCUCCCUGCUGCACCACACCGGGAGCAUCUCCCCGCCGCCGGCUGACGGAAGCGAGGGCGGCUCCCCGCUCACCUCCCAGGCGCUGGAGAGCACGGAGGCCGGCCUGGUGGAGGCUCCCGGCUCCCGGCUCGGCCAGCAGGGCCAGCACUGCUCCCCCCAGCGCUACAUCUCCGAGCCCUACCUGGCCCUGCACGAAGACUCCCACGCCUCGGACUGUGGCGAGGAGGAGACGCUCACCUUCGAAGCCGCCGUGGCCACCAGCCUGGGCCGCUCCAACACCAUUGGCUCGGCGCCGCCGCUGAGGCAUGGCUGGCAGAUGCCCAACGGGCACUAUCGGCGGUGGCGGCGCGGGGGGCCUGGGCCCGGCGUCAUGUGUGGGGCUGUCAGCGACCUCCUGAGUGACACGGAAGAAGACGACAAGUGCUAGAGGCUGCUCCCCCCUCCGAUGCAUGCUCUUCUCUCCACCGAGUUGGGAAGCCAGUGCUGCCCGGGGGGGAGGAAGAUGGGAGGACACCGUGCAUCAUCAGACGAGAGGAACCAAGGGACACCAGGAAAACCAGGGGCACCCGCCCCAUUGCUUUACUUCCCUUUGCAAGAUGGGCCCUGCCCGUGUGCUGCCUCUUUGCUGGGGACAGGAAAUUUGAGAAGGCGCAGGGGGCUUCCCGUGGCAGGAGGGACGUGAGGAUGGCUUUGCUUCCCCUUGCCCCUUCCCCCUUUGCUGUCAGCUCAGCCGCGGAGGGAUGGAGCUGGCCUGUGUCUACACCCCUUGCCCUGAAAAGCCUGGAAGACUUUCUGGCUCUUCGCUAUGGAGUCGUGGAGACCCCAGCAGAGGGGUCCCCUCCCUCAGCAGCUCUUGCUCCCCGGCCAGCCCCCCUGCCAGGGAGGGCAACCACAAGAGCAUCUCCUGCACACUCCCCUCCGGCUCGCUUCCCCCAGAGAAGUGCAGGCUAAGUGCGGGAGUGUUGGAUGCCAGGGGUCGGAGGCCAAAAAGGAAAAGCUGAAGUGGCAGAAGGGGUCAGGGUGCUCUGGCAGCAGCAGCGAGGGCUGGUCUGGGUGAGCAAAGCCAUAGUCAGGCAGCCGCACCCCAGGGGAGAGGCUCAAAGAGAUGGAGGGAAUGGGGGGGGUGCGGGGAGGGACAGUGCCGUCUCUUUGAAGCCUGUCACCUCAUCAGUAGGUGCUGGGUUAGGAUAGGCCAGGGACGGCCCUCAAGCUCCACUGAGGCUCCGGGAAGGGUAUAUUUGGAAAGCAUUUAACAACCCCUGUGCCAGAGCACUAGCCGGUGUGAGCAGAAGUCCAGCCAGGACUCCGCCAGGCCUUAGCCCUGCAAAUGCUGGUCCUAAGGGAUCCCUGGUGGUGGGGGGCACUUAAGGCAGAGUCUGUUUUCCAUCCAGUAGAGAAGAAUCUGGAACCAGCACAUAGGACCGAAUGUCAAGGUAGACUCUGGGCCAGGAGGCAGUGGGCCUUUCUGCCAAGCAGCGAGGCCCCGAGCCAGAGGCCCAGGCUUCCCUGCCACUCCCUGAGAUGGUAGUGCACACAUACCCAAGGUGGGCCCUCCAUCACUGAGUAGAGACUUCUAGAGCGAGAGGAAAGGCGGCCAGACCGAAAUGUGAAACUUCCAUGAGAGAGUCAGGCUGAGUUCACUGAGGACCUCCUGGGAGGAGGGCCCCUUCCGCAGCUAGUUGGUGAAGUGAGGGUCAGUUUGUCCUGACACUUUGAAGAUGAUUAGUAAAUAUACCUCAGCUGAGACCUGGGCUGCUCCUCCUAGCCACGGAGACUCUGAUGCGACCUCAUCACACAGUGUCAUGAGACGGGGGUUCCCCAUGGCCCUGCGUACUCCCUGGGGCCGGGACGAGGCUUUUUCUCUCCCCAGGGUAGGAGCUGGGCAGAAGACGGCCUCAGGCCACUGUGUCAUUCUUAACCACCACCCCCCCCAAACUCAGAAGCAUGGAGAAAGAGAGAGACUUCCUUGACUAAUCAGUCCUCGCCUUGUAUCGACUGUCCACUUGGGGAAGCACAUCACUCCCUCUAUCUGGUGGAAAUGUCCCAUCCCCUCAACUUCCUCCCUUCUCUCCUCCCAGGGGCUGGAAGGGCCUGCUGGAGAAGGGUGCCAGGCAGGCGUUCCCUUCACAGCCACGAGCAGGCAGGCCGAGCUGGCCUCACAGGCCCCUCCCCUGGCCCGAGAUCCCCGUGGCUGAACACUUUCUCCAUCCUCCUCCAGCCAAGCCAGCCUCCACCUCUUGGGGAGGAGAAGCGAGGGGCUGUUAUUUUUCUUAGAAGGAGCCUCUUUUGACUUCUGGUUUUUUGUCUGUUUUGGUUGAAAUAGAACUAAGGCAUAGUUGCAUCUACCCUGAAAAGCCAAAUACAACUGUGGGGCUGCAGAAUCAUUGCUCACGGCCCUGCCUUCUCUUUUAGAUACUGCUGGAGCUUCAUGACCCCCAGGCAGCCCCCACAUCAAAGUAGGCCCAGGGCAGGAGACCACGGAGGCAGAACAGAAGCCGCCUCCUCCCCGACCUAAUGUCCGUUUUCACUGCGCUCUCCUGCUCACCACUUGUGUGCUCGGGAGUAGCUGCCCCUGUGAACGUGACUAUGUCACACCCUGAUCUGAACAGGCGUGCCCCCCUUUACGGAAGACUCAGACGCUGGGUCUUGUAAUGUUUGAAAGGUUUCCUCUGCCCAGUCAUUUCAUGCCAAAGUGCUGCAGUGGGCUGUUUUCUGUGCACAAAUUUGCUUUCUUCCCCCUCAGAAAUGCAGCUUCCCCUAGGGACAGGCCUACUCCAGGACAGCCGCUCUGAGUCAGCAAGCAAGCCUCUUGCACUGUGGUGUGAGAAAAAGAAUUGAUCUCGUCUGCCAUCUCAACAGGAGGAGGAAUUUAGCCUGGCAGAGCAAUCACCAGAAAUGGGAUUUGCCUGUAAACCACAUUAUGAACACUAAAUUUACUGUGCCAGGAACUCUCCCUGAACUCCUUAAACUCACAUACACACACAAGCACCAGAGUCUCGAAUGCAGUGGUAUCGAGCCUUGCAGAGGCAGUCCCCCGACCAACCACUGGGCUUUUUCUAGAACCAAUGAACUUAGGAACGCUCUUAUUCAAUUUCCCCUGACCAAGAAAUUGGGUUUCUUAUCCCUGAGCCUGCAUUUACCGUUCUAGUAAGACCAGAAAAUAAAAGACAGUUUUCUGUUAA
Messenger RNA from Leptonychotes weddellii (Weddell seal), 7215 nucleotides. Lineage: Eukaryota; Metazoa; Chordata; Mammalia; Carnivora; Phocidae. The record is from RefSeq and is a predicted model, not a curated record.